AUGCUGCUCCGUUCUAACAAGGGCAAGGAAGUACUUCCCCAGGUGCAGGGUUUGGAUUCGCUGGCGCCGCGGCUGAUCCAGGAGUGCAGUGCCGAUGUUGAUGGCGCCAUCGACUUGGGCGUUGAAAACGAGGAUGCCCAAGUCGUGAUGCAGCUGCUGCAGCUACCCGGAGCGAAACAGCGCAAGUGGGUGAAGCAGUGGCUGCUUCGACGUGCUGCUAUCAACGGAGAUUUGCCGUUGUUGGAGGGCGCAUUAGCUCUUCCCGGCCUGGAUGUCAACGACGGGGCAGAGAGCUCCGUCGGCCCAGCUUUGCUUCUUGCAGCAGAGGGCGGGCACGCGGCCGUUUGCCAAAGGCUGUUGCAAGCUCGCGCCGACCUUUCGAUGGCGGCCCGGACUGGCCUGAGAGGCCGCUGGACGGCAGCAGAUGUCGCCGCGCUCCGCGCUAGCCGCCCUGAGUUUCAGGAGGUCUUGCACGUCCUCGGCCAGUUCGGCAACCAGCCGUUCGCGUUGACUGCAAUGGCACGGGCCCCAUGA
Symbiodinium sp. CCMP2592 is the source of this 534-nucleotide messenger RNA. The record is from the annotation of a GenBank genome assembly. Lineage: Eukaryota; Dinophyceae; Suessiales; Symbiodiniaceae.